AUGAGCUGUGUGGGUAAGAAGCGGUUUCUGGACACCAACGAGGUAUUCCGCGAUUCCAAGCGCAGACUGAUAGACAACUUCUCCGGUCUGAAGAUCGGGAUGAAGGAGGCUGGGGGCAAUAAUAAGUCGCUGUUUGAAAGCGACUAUCUGCCUUAUACCCCUUGCAACCCUCCUUCGAUGGAUAGAGUGAUCAUCUCCAACAUCGAUCAGUUCUUGAGAGAAAACCCGGACCAUCUUGACUUUCUGGACGGAGAUAAGGUCGACUUGGAAAACGUGGAUCUCAAUAAAUUGAUAAUACCCACCGUGUCUGCGGGACAACGAGAAGAUCAGCUCAACAAGUUAUACGACAAGUAUGUUCGCAACAGUGGGGCCCUCGUCAAAUACUAUAACCCAGAGCAGCUCACAUACGAGCGAUUUCUGGACUCGAAGGAUAUGGAGGGGAAAAUUGUGGAGCUGUUGAGCAGUGACGAAGAAGAAGACGACCAGGACGUGGAUAUGGAUGCAGAUUAG
Molecule: messenger RNA, 510 nt
Organism: Ogataea philodendri
Lineage: Eukaryota; Fungi; Ascomycota; Pichiomycetes; Pichiales; Pichiaceae
Exons: 1
Coding region: 1-510 (169 amino acids)
Source: RefSeq, a predicted model, not a curated record